AUGUGGGACGACGAGGAUAACAAUCCGUAUGGCUCCUUCGCCCGCCACGACUCCAAUUCCAAUGAAGUGCCUGGCCUGUCUUCGCCCGGAGCUUUACCGUAUCGCCCCGCGACACCGCCCUCGGAAGCAUCCUCCCCCGCUCAUGAUUCGCCCGAGUACGUUCCCGGACGAGGUCUUACCGAAAUAAACUACGAUGACAACGAGAAUGAAGACGAGGAUGAGGACGGGGCCGAGUCUGGUGGAGAGCCCAUAGUGCCCAAAAAAGGCGGUUAUGACAGCCGCGCGGAGCAAUGGUUGUACGAGAAUCCCGACUCGCCCAUCUUGAUCACGUAUGCUGGGAAGAACGUGGAAGGCGGCGGGAACUGGAUCACAUACACAAUCGCGACUGGGGGCAUGGAGGUACGGCGCAGAUACUCUGAGUUUGCUUCUCUGCGCGCAACGCUGGUCAACCUGCAUCCCACUCUCAUCAUACCACCAAUACCCGAGAAGCACACAAUGGCAGACUACGCUGCGAAGCCGACCAGGGCAAAAGAGGAUGCAGGAAUAAUUGAGCUGAGGAAGCGCAUGCUGGCUGUCUUCCUCAAUCGUUGUAGGAGGAUGAAGGAGGUCCUUGAGGAUGGCGUGUUCUGGAGAUUCCUCGAUCCUCACACGAGCUGGAACGAAGUGCUCCAUGCGCCGCCGGUCUCGAACAUUCCCAAGCAGAUCCUCAAGGCACCCCCGCUCGAUACCGCAAACCCCUCACAAGCCCAUAGCUACCUUCCCGUCCCAUCAUCCUCCGCGAAGCUCAGAUCCGGCGGCACAACGUCGUCAUCCGGAACGCCCACCGCCCCCCCGAACCAUGCCGCACAGCCCUCUACAGCCGCACAUACAACACCAGGCCCGCAGAUCUUCGGUCGAUUCCCUCCAGAGUCCAAAAACCUCACUGAAGAGGACCUAGACCCGUAUUUUGUAAAUUUUGAAACCUCAUCGAAAGAGCUGGAGAACCUACUACAGGGCAGCAUGGAGAAGGUCAACAGACGCACAUUGUUGCAUCUAUCAGCUCUGGGAGAAGAUUUGGCCGAGCUGGGCGCCCGCUUCAAUGCCUUCUCCCUGUCAGAGCAAUCACAAUCGCUAGCUGGUGCGAUAGAGAAGACAGGCCAAGCGGUGGAUUCCACAUACAUAGCAACCGCGGAGCUCUCUUCUUCCUUAAGCGCCAGCUUCGCCGAGCCCAUGCGCGAGAGCGCACAGUUCGCGGGCGUCGUCCGCAGCGUACUACGCUACCGCGUUCUAAAGCGAAUACAAGAAGAAAUGACAAAAGACGAACUCCAAAGGAAACGCUCCCUGCUCGAAUCCCUCGAACACAGCGAAGCCGAAGCCAAGCGAUUAGAACAACAUCUCAGCGGCACCGGUGCCUACCCACAGCCCGUCCGCGGCCGCACUACCUCGAACAGCUCACAGCGCAGCAGCGGCCACGAUAGACGGCCUGAGGAAGACACCGCAUCGAUUGAUUCGGAUUUCCCGCCUACACAUGGCGAGGUCCCGUCGAGCUCGCAAGGGAGCCCUGAAGCCAGCACGACAUCACCAACAAGUCCGCAUAAGAAGAGCCCGAGUGGGAACUUUGUAACGAAUAAGCUGUUUGGGCCGAUCACGCAUGCGUUUAGGGGAAUGGCGGAUGUGGAUCCCGAGAGGACGAGGAGGGAUCAGAUUGGGAAGACGAGGGAGAGCUUGCAUCAGCUCGAACAAGCAGUAGUCGUGGCCGAGAAGGACACCAAGGACGCGAGCUCCGGCGUGCUGAAAGACCUGCGGCGCUUCCAAGCAGAGAAGGAGAACGAUUUGCGACGGUACAUGAUUGAAUUCGCGCAAUGUCACAUCGACUGGGCGAAACGCAACCAGGCCGCGUGGGAAGAAGCAAAAAGCGAAGUCAACAACAUCCAGCCGCACGUAGCCGUGGACGAGUAG
This is a messenger RNA of Didymosphaeria variabile, 1938 nucleotides long. It is a transcript of the gene ATG20, whose product is annotated as Sorting nexin, cytoplasm-to-vacuole targeting pathway/endosomal sorting. Gene Ontology annotation, molecular function: phosphatidylinositol binding. Bases 1 to 1938 code for a protein of 645 amino acids. The transcript has 6 exons. Gene Ontology annotation, biological process: retrograde transport, endosome to Golgi. The record is from RefSeq and is a predicted model, not a curated record. NCBI's taxonomy places the organism in Eukaryota, Fungi, Ascomycota, Dothideomycetes, Pleosporales, Didymosphaeriaceae.